Messenger RNA from Liolophura sinensis, 3246 nucleotides. RefSeq names its product ceramide glucosyltransferase-like. Lineage: Eukaryota; Metazoa; Mollusca; Polyplacophora; Chitonida; Chitonidae. The record is from RefSeq and is a predicted model, not a curated record. The coding region runs from base 44 to 1213 and encodes 389 amino acids. Gene Ontology annotation, cellular component: membrane. Gene Ontology annotation, biological process: glucosylceramide biosynthetic process. The transcript is spliced from 9 exons. Gene Ontology annotation, molecular function: ceramide glucosyltransferase activity.
GCGAGCUCGUAACAGCGAGUCAGUGUCACAUCAUGAGGAUACGAUGUCGGUAGGGAGAGGAGUUGCCUUAACAUGUGCUAUUAUACUGAUGGUCCUUUGGUGUGCCAUUUGGUGUGUACAUUUACUAGCCCUCUUUUACGGGAAAUGGCGUUUACACUACACUCCUCCGGUGUCCCCAGAAGAUCUGCAAGGUGUAUCCAUCAUCAAACCACUCACCGGGGUCGACCCCCAUCUGUACAUCAACCUCGAAACAUUCUUCAAACUUAAAUAUCCAGCAUAUGAGUUGCUGUUUUGUGUCCAGGAUGACAGUGAUCCAGCCAUCCUUGUUGUCCAAAGUCUUAUUGCCAAAUAUCCAAAAGUAGAUGCUAAACUAUUUAUAGGUGUAAAAAUUGUAGGGCCAAAUGGGAAAAUUAAUAACAUGAUACGGGCGUACGAGGCCUCCAAAUACGACCUCAUAGUUGUCUCGGACAGCAAUCUUCGCAUGAACGAUGACACUCUCACGGACAUGGUUGCUAGUCUCAGUCCAAAAGUUGGCCUCGUUCAUCAGAUGCCCUACGUCUGUGACCGCAAAGGAUUCGCCGCCGUCUAUGAAAAGGUGUAUUUUGGUACACAGCAAGCGCGUAACUAUCUCUCGGCAAACUGUGCUGGCGUGAACUGUACCACAGGCAUGUCCUGCUUGAUGAGGAAAGAUGUCUUAGAGGAAGCUGGUGGAAUGGCCGCCUUUGGCAAAUACUUGGCUGAAGACUACUUCUUUGCAGAAGCUUUUAGAGAAAAAGGGUACAGUACUGUGAUCAGUGGGCAGCCAGCACUGCAGAAUUGUGGAUCUUAUUCAGUAGACAGCUUUCAUCAACGACUCAUCCGAUGGGCCAGACUACGUUCUUCCAUGAUACCUGUAAUCAUCAUCCUGGAGCCAAUCACAGAGUGCAUGUUAAUGGGCGUGCUCACGUCCUGGGCGGCCCAGUAUCUCUUCUCCGUCAGCCCCCUUGCCUUCUUUCUUCUCCAUGUACUCUGUUGGUUUCUUAUUGAUUAUAUGCUCAUGAGAGUCAUAGAGAAUGGCCCUUUGAAAAUUUCAAAAUUUGAAUUUUUGGUAGCCUGGCUUUUGCGAGAAUCCAUGGCGUUGUACCUUACUAUGAGAGCACACUCCACUUCCAAAAUUGUGUGGCGAAACAGAAAGUACCGAGUGCGGUGGGGCGGACUGGCUGAGGAAGUAUGACACAGCGCCUAAGGGCUGGAAUGCAAAAACAUUUGUUUGUGCACUCGAGGGAUGGUCAACUUGUCAUCAGAGAAUUUUGCAAACGAAGGGCAGAGAAGAACGUGGAGACGACAGAAGAACAUGCACUGCAAACAUAUUAUUCAACUAUUAUUCCCCUGGGAGGGACAGCUCAAAAGUACCAUGGAGGUCAUUUUAUUCAGCUUUCAAGGACACAGAUAUAUACAUGUGACCCUAGAGACCUAGUACUGUUGACUGUGUAGCUGGUCUAUGCUGCCAACUAUGGAAUGUAUUCACUCCUGGAGAGCAGCCUAAAGGAAAUGGCAUCAAAGAAAAUGGCAUACAGUAUGCUCACGUUUGUAGUUGCUGACGACGUAUUUGUCAGGGCGAGGAGUGAGUGGUUGAGUGAUUAAGCUGCACUGUGUAUUUACAGAAUGCCAGAUUUUGGGUUCAAGGGAUCUUGGGUCGUGUACGCUGCGCUAACUGGGCAUGCAAUGUUUGGGGGAUUCCCCUAGACACCAGUGUCUAAUGUAUAGUGGCAGUAUAUGCAUGUAUCACCUUCAUGUAUCACCUUCUGGCAGUUAUGUUGUUUUUGGAAUGUGCAGUAGAGAAAAGGUCAUCUAUCCUACCUGUACAAACUCUAAAUUUUGAAAUUUCACUGCUGUCCAGUCUCCACACGAGUGCAUCGUGAAUGGCAGAAAAGUUCUCCCAACUCGCAGAAAGUGUGUGUGAGCAGAUAUUUUUGUCCGCGCUGCAGAGUAUGCCAUGGUGUGCUUUUUUGCACAACAUCGUAUUCUAGCCCACUGGAUGCUUUCAGGUGUGUUGUGUUUUAAGACCAGAGUCGUUUUGCUGAGAAACUAUACAGGCAAAGUCCUUUUUCCAUAUUACUUCUGUUGCUGUUGGAGAACUGUACCGUUGAGGCUCGCGUUGUAAACUUCCUGACAGGUUGCAGUCCAGGUCGCUGUUUGUGUAAAGUGCUUUUGCUAUCGGCCAGAACACUGCUUCCUUGGUGACCAGAGACUUGCUAUAUUUUAUACAGAAUUUGUACAGUAAUUAACUUGUGCUUUGUGUAUUUUAUCACUGUCUGACCAUAGUGUCACAAUAUGAGGAUGUCAGAUAUAUUGCCUAUGAUGUUUUCAUGCUGUGUGCUGAUUUAUAUAACUGGACUUUUUGGUUGCCUGUCUGAUAUGUUCAACAGGCGAGUGAUAACCUGGAGAUCUAUGAAGCCACAGGACCUGGGGAACUCCAAAGACUGUUACAAGUGGGUGCUCUACAACAAGCGAGUGAUUGUUUGAAGCAGUGUGAAGUAAAACCUGGGUUAAAAAGCUGAGAUUCAAGUUAUAAGUCGGUGCUCUUCAGUGUGUCGCAUGCUAACGAUGACGCUUGUGUACGAAUUACAAGCUGAGGUAGUAUAUGGUACUAUACACGUGGAAACUGCCAUCAUAUUUCUGCUGUAUAACAGAACAGGUAGUGAUAAGCAUGUGGUUCAGUAAUUGCCCAGAUAGUUUGUGCAGUUCACUUUGUCAACAGUUUGCUGGUCGCUGAAGUAAAGUGUGGGUGUGUAAUGGCGUGUGACAUGGAAGUCGCUACCUAAUACAAACUGUUACCAUGCGCGGAUUGCUGCAGCGAGCUGGGAUUCAAUCAAAUCUACAGUAUUAAUUGCAAAGCACGUCCAAAGUGGUCAGCUCAUGCGAUUCGACAGCGUACCCAACAGACUGAACAUUGAACAGCAUUCUCAACAACUGAUGUCCAUGGAGACGUAUUGCAAGCUCAGUGAUUAUACACCUUGUUUUGUGCUGUAAACUUUCACUCACUGAAACAUGUGGUCUAACAACAAUUGGAGCAUAUGUAACACUGUUUACUUACUGAUCAGAUUUGCGACACAGCAUAGUCACCUUGACCUUGACCUUACUGACUUUGCUUGAUCAGGAAACAGCACCUGUCACUCGCUAAUGUUGCGACGUCAUGACGACAGUUUUCAAUACAACAAAGAACCAUUCUUCUUGGAUAGUCUGAAGGUUUUUUUUUUUGGUUUU